GACCAAAUUAUGCCUUAGUGACGGGCCGGCGGUGGCACGGGCACGUAUGUGAACAAAAGAGAUCAUUUGAAUGUUACACACGUCCAUCUUGAAUCAGAUACAAGGAUAAGUGCAGGAUUUAGGCAAAUUCUAAUGACUAUUUUGUUAGGUUGGUUUUUGCUUCCGGGAGCAUAAAUCAACUGAGAACCUCUUCCUCGUUGUAGUCACAUGUCAGGUGAGAAAGUGGCAACACUAGGCGUGUAGUGUUUCUAUCUCUGCAGACUAGCUAACCAGUACCAGCAUCAUGGAGCAGACUAUCUUAUACUCUGGAAAUCCGCAACAAACUAAGAAGUGAUUAGCCUCUGUGUCUGUCCACUCAUGUUGCAACAGAUGCUUCUUCGUCAUAUCAUCCAUACCUUCUUGUGGUCAUACCACGUACUGAAUGUUCAUGAUGUCUGAACAUUUAGAAGAAAAUUGAUGUUCAGAAGAGUUUUUGAUUCCAGUGGAAUUUGUCCUGGUCUUUUGCGUCACUUUGUUUUCGAAAAGAGAACGCACCCUACGUGGCAACGCACCAACAUACCGAAGGAUCUACCUUUUUAUUUGAAAGGGAAGGCGUUUGUCGAAGCCAUCGUGCUUCCCCUAGUGACCUCUUAGGGUUACAAUGCCUGUACAAGCGCCGCAAUGGACGGAAUUCCUGCUGUGUCCCAUCUGCACCCAGCUGUUCGAGGAGAGCGUCCGCAAGCCCAUCAGCCUGGGCUGUGGACACACCGUCUGCAAGAUGUGCCUGAACAAGCUGCACCGCAAGGCCUGCCCCUUCGACCAGACGGCCAUCGCUUCCGACAUUGAGCUGCUGCCUGUCAACACUGCCCUACUGCAGCUGGUGGGAGGACAGGUGUCCAAACGGCAGCCUACCACCUUGCUGACGGGGCCAGAGGACAUAGCCCACUAUGAGGAAGCCAGUGAUUGUGUGGAGGAGCUGGCUCUGUACCUGAAACCACUGAGCAACAGCAGAGGGUUGAGCACCAGCGGUGCACAAAGCUCUCUGAGUCGGCCCAUGCAGAGGAAGCUGGUGACCCUGGUGCACUGUCAGCUGGUGGAAGAGGAGGGCCGGGUGAGGGCCACGCGGGCGGCCAGGUCCCUGGGGGAGCGCACAGUCACUGAGCUCAUUCUGCAGCACCAGAACCCCCAGCAGCUCUCUUCCAACCUGUGGGCUGCAGUCAGGGCAAGGGGCUGCCAGUUUCUCGGCCCAGCGAUGCAGGAGGAGGCUCUGAAGCUGGUGCUGCUGGCUCUAGAGGACGGCUCCGCUCUGUCCAGGAAGGUCUUGGUGCUGUUUGUGGUCCAAAGGUUAGAGCCACGCUUCCCCCAGGCCUCCAAAACCAGCAUAGGCCACGUGGUGCAGCUCCUCUACAGGGCCUCCUGCUUUAAGGUGACCAAGCGAGACGAGGACUCGUCCCUGAUGCAGCUGAAGGAGGAGUUCCGGACAUACGAGGCACUGCGGCGCGAACAUGACUCCCAGAUUGUCCAGAUCGCCAUGGAGGGUGGCCUCCGCAUCGCCCCUGACCAGUGGUCCUCUCUGCUCUACGGGGACCAGUCGCACAAGUCCCACAUGCAGUCCAUCAUCGACAAGUUGCAGACGCCAGCGUCGUUUGCUCAGAGCGUUCAGGAGCUGACCAUCGCCCUGCAGAGGACAGGCGACCCGGCCAACCUGAACCGUCUGCGACCACACCUGGAGCUGCUUGCCAACAUCGACCCCAGCCCAGACUCCCCUCCCCCCACGUGGGAGCUGCUGGACACAGGCUUGGUGGCGGUGAAAACGGUUGUGCACGGCCUGGUGGACUUCAUCCAGAACCACAGCAAGAAGGGGAGCGACACGCAACAGCCUCCCCAGCACAGUAAAUACAAGACGUACAUGUGUCGGGACAUGAAGCAGAAGGGAGGCUGUCCUCGAGGAGCCAGCUGCACCUUCGCCCACUCUCAGGACGAGCUAGAGAAGUAUCGUAAGAUGAACAAGCGUCUGGCCGCCCGACGGCCCCUCAGCCUGUCCUUGACGCAGCUCAACGAGGUGGGCCUAUUGCCCGAGGAGGUGGGGAUGAUGGAGGGGCUGGCCCACAAGGGCCUGACCAAUGGCAUGGUGGCAUCAGUCACAAGCUCCGCCCUGCCCCAGCUCAUCUCCCGCGGUGCCGACCCCUCCUACGAGCCCAUUAUGCGGAAGCCCCAGUCCCAGGGAAGCCACAGUGCCCCCGGCUCUCCCCCUGACUUACUGGAUCCCGUGCCCAAUCGGCCCAUGACCCACCCCAGGAUGGCGGUGGACCACCUGGCCAUGCACAAGCCAGUGCCCAGGGGGCCCCCCAUGUACCCCUCACAGCAGGGUGAACAUUUCUACCCCCCUGAGCCCAGGGCACCACCAUCAACCAUGCAGUACGAGUCCACCCAGUACCCCCCAGGUAACCCCCCCUACCCCUACCAGUCCUCCCAGUACCUACCCCAGCCCCGCUACGUUCGGAACCUCCCUCCCCCUAACGACCCGGCCACGCCCACCUACCCGGAGUCCCCCUACCCCGGCACCUACCCACAGGAGCACGAGUGUCCCCAGCCCUCAGGUCCCCACUUCUCCAACGCCAACCCCCAUGGGUACCCACCUCCCCCUCAUUACGACGGCCGUCGACAUCCCUCCUAUCCGCCGCCACCACCACAAACCUAUCCCCACCGGGAGGAACCCUCCUCCAUGCCUGCGGACGAGGCUUCCAGAGAAAGAUACCCUCCCGAGGGUUACCAGCCCGCUGGCCCCCACCCCGGCCACAUGAGGCCCUACGCCACACGGGAGGAUUACAGUCGGCCCCAGCCCACUCCCACUCUGGACUACCUGCACCGCCGACGCCAGGAGAUCAUGGCCCAGUUGGAGGACAGGAAGCAGGUCACUCCCCCACCCUUUGCCCCCUCGCCCACGCAGCCACACACCUACGAGUCCAACUACACACAGGAGCAACAGCAGUACAUGGAGAACUCCCAAGUGUUUGCAAAGUACCGUGAGCCAGACUACGCUAGCCAGUACUCUCCUUGGUCAUGUGACACCAUUGGCUCCUACAUUGGCAGCAAGGAGGGGAAGUCUAAAGACAGCAUGGAGAGGAUGAACACUGAGGGGAAAGGUGCAGAGGGCCAGCGCAGGUCGGCCGAGGCCAGAGACGACGACCCUAUCAUCCCCUUCGGCUCCCUGCCCACUGUGUCGCGCUUCGGGGUGAUCUCCCGCACCCCCAAGACGGGUUACCAGAUGGCCGGGCCAGGGCAUGCCGUGACCCCCUCACAGGGGACCAACAGCCCCAAACACACCGCCGCAACAGCGGACUACCCCUAUGGGAACGGUGCAGGAUGGGGUGUUGCCCCGUACACCCAGCCCCCUCAGGCCCACCUCAGUGAAAGGCCAGUCCAGGAGAGGGAGCAGCUGACAAUGGAGCUCCAGCAGGUCAAUCGGCAGAUCAACAAGCAGACUGCCCAGGCGGCCCAACCCAGCCCGGGGGAGUGGUCUUCGGGGAGCGUCUCCAGCCAACAGCUGAGCCUGGAGCUCCACCAUGUGGAGAGGGAGAUCGGCAAGAGGACCCGCCAGAUAGCCCUGGAGAACCAUGUGUCUCAUGAUGGGAGCGGGGCAUACAAGCUGAAGCCCACUGAGAACAAAAUGCAGAGAGAGGAGCACUCGUUGGUUCUCAGUGAGGGCUGUAACGGUUCCAGUUGUGUGCUGCUGGACGGCAGUGCGGCCAGCAGCGUUUUGUCCUGCCUGACCAGCAAGACCUCGUCCCUCAGCCUGUCAUCAGAUCGCCCCACCACCGGGGGAACUGACUAACAGGAGAACAUCGCGGUCCACCCGUGUUCCUAGCCACACCACUGGAGUCUGGUACUACAACCACUGCUACAACCAACCAGUCAGUUAACCACACAGAGCCUUGGGGGAACCCCUCAUCCUCUGAACGCUUAAACAUUUCCACCAUUUUUGAGUGGAACACACAUCCAGGUCCUCCAAACUGUCUGGUAUGCCCUACCUAAAUCCACAUUUGCAAGAUCUGGUUGAAGCCACUAAGAGCAUUUUAACUCCCAUCAUGAUACAUGUGCAAAGAGGCGCAGUCUCUCUCCUCGCUUACAAUGGUGAGAGACCGUUCUAGGCUUCUUACAGGGAUUUGGGAUAUAAGGGCUAUUAAUAACUUAAGUAACUGAAAAAGCCACUGAUAUGCAAAUGUGGACGUAGUGCCCGCAUAGACAACGGCGCUUCAUUUGAUACAACACAAAUUGCACACUCGCAACUUUAGUUUGUCUACAACUAAGCAGUAUCUGCCGUGAAUUUCAUAUCUUUUUUUUCUCAUUUUUUUCAUUUUUGUUAUUCUGUGGAUGAAUGUUGUUUUGUCAUAUACAAUCUCUCACUGCCUUGGAAACCAAGGGUUUUGAGAUUUAUGCUCCAUGAACGCCGAGGUGAACCCAAUACUGAUUAGAAGAAGAAUAUAAAGACGAGGCCAGUUCCUUGGUUUCAAAUAGACAAGGCCCCCAUAAUCGCAUUGACAUAACAUCUGUCGUUAGCUUCACAAUGUGCUACAUUUUUAGUAGCAUCCCUACAACAAUCUUCGUGCUUAGCAUACAUACACGUUCUAAAAUGCAGACUUUGUAUUUGGAAUUAAUUGUAAGUUCUUGUAGCUGAGUUGCAAUGUUAUUCGCAGACCGAGUUUUGUAGAGCGUUUCGUUAAGUUUCACUCUUGCCACUUGAGGAUUUCAUACUUGGUGCUCUGUUGAAGGAGCACUUUUACAUCUGGUCAAAAGCUCUCCAUUUCAUAGGAACAAUACUUGUUGGCAACUGGCUGUGAAUAAGUUUUAUAAAGCCAAGACACUACAAAUUGAAGAUGACUUUGGCCUCUUGAAGGCGUAGAGUUAUCACUUUUCAACUGGGAAGUAUUGAGAUGUUGUUGAAACUGUAACAAACUAGACGAGGCAAAGGCGUCCCCUGCGUCCAGUUGUUAGUUCAGUGGCCUGGACCUCUUUUGGUAUCCCCCUCACCACCACCACAACCGCCUUCAGACUCUGGAAAAGGAGAUUUACUACAGCCUCUGCCACCCAUGCUUUGGGAUGGGGCUGAUGUGAAAAGGAUAUGCACUGAGUACACAAACAUUAAGAACACCUGCUCUUUCCAUGACAUGAUCAUGACAAGCCAUGAUCCCUUAUUGAUGUCACUUCUUAAAUCCACUUCAAUCAGUUUAGCUGAAGGGGAGGAGGCGGGUUAAAGAAGGAUUUUUAAGCCUUGAGACAAUUGAGACAUGGAUUGUGUAUGUGUACCAUUCAGAGGGUGAAUGGUCAAGACAAAAUAUGUGCCUUUGAACAGGGUAUGGUAGUAGGUGCCAGGCGCACCGGUUUGUGUCAAAAAACUGCACCGCUGCUGGGUUUUUCACACUCAACAUUUUCCCGUGUGUAUCAAGAAUGGUCCAACACCCAAAGGACAUCCAGCCAACUUGAAAUAACUGUGGGUAGCAUUGGAGUCAACAUGGGCCAGCAUCCCCGUGGAACGCGUUCGACACCUUGAAGAGUCUAUGUCCCGACGAAUUGAGGCUGUUCUGAGGGCUUAACCGAGUGCAACUCAGUAUCAGGAAGGUGUUCCAAAUGUUUGGUAUACUCAGUGUACAUUUAGACUUGGCAUUCAAGCGGUUUUUCUAUUCUUUUUGGGGGGUAAUUUAAAUGCGGCGAGGGAUUGGGUGGGAGGGAGUCACGUGUCAAGCAUUCGUCUGCUGUUGAUUGGGUGGCCAGAGAUGGGAAGAUGGAGUAAAAAGAAACAUAGGAACGAAGCCAGACGUUAACCAUGGCUAGAAUUUGAGACCUUGAUCUACAAAGUGUAUAUUUUGCACUUUCAUAGCUUUAAGGAUUGUUUGUACUGAGGAUAUGUAUUUAUUCAUAUGUAUUUUCAUCCUGAGGAUGGAUAUAACAUUGAAAGGUAAAACUUACAACCCGCAUUCUGUUUUAAGAAUGUGUAGUCGAAGAUGGCCAUGGCUGCUCCCUAAGGCCAUAAUAGAGUUGACCAUGUACAGAGCAGGGUUAAAACAGCCACUCUGAUGAAUAAAAACAAUCUACUGUAUACUUCCUAGUUAAAUAAUAAUAAUUGGGUGGAGGUUCACUUCCACCAUUGUGACAUGGUAUGCUAUCUCACAUACCCAUAACACGGUGAAUGACAGGAAAGGUGAAAUUCCUAUUUCAGUUCCUCCUCAUCUCCACUCUGAUCACCUUUUUCACCAACCGCAGCGAACGUUUGUGUCGUUUUAUAUUUUAACUUCCAAGAAGUUGCUCUAGUAAAAGGGUUUCUGUUGUUUUCCUGGAGGGGUUAAUGAUUUCUGGAUGGGGGUCAGUGCGUAGGUAGGGACAGGCCACUGAACUGGGCUAUGGCAGAGCUAGAGUUAGCUAAGCAGUUAGUAUCACUGGAUAAACAACCGCAGAACCACCUCAAAAGGGUGGGAGGAGACAGUGACAUUUUGACGCUGCCAAAUAAGUGUUUUUUUUCCAAAAUAUGAACAAAUUCAAAGUGCAGCAGUUUUGCAGUUGGAUAAUGUGCAUUAUGUUGCACCCCUUGCAUUGAUGUUGCAAUUUGAAUUGAUAUUUCUAAAUAUUUCUGUAUUUGGAAUAGUGCAGUCACGUUUGACACUAGCGUCACCUUUUUGUGUUGUCGGUUACACUUCUCUUUUAAUCCUAUUUCGGCAGUAGAAAUAUAUUAAAUAGUGCUAACCAGUUAUUGCAUUUAUUUCAAGUAAUUCAACAUCUUUAGAUAACUACUUGGUACUGAAUGGUAUUCACCGCUAAUGUAUCCCACCCCCCCCCCAAAAAAAACUUAACUAACAAUAGUCACACGGAUAAUGUUACUAUCAGAUACACGCAGACUAUGAAAUUAAGAACAACAAGUUUGCUUACCUUCUAGGUCAAAUGAAUUCACCCGAAAUGUAUUUAAGUUUCAUUGUGAAAUGAUGGCUGGGAUAUUCCAUUUUGAAUUCACAAGAUAUCCAACGCCUGGAAUAGUCACACUUGUUUUAAUCAAGUCUUUGUCUUCAUGGAAAUGUUUAAGUAUGUUAUACAUGUUUUUAGUUACAUCUCACUUUUGAGAUUUUUAUUUGAGAUGUGAAACAGCUUACACUGUAUGUGCAUAACCUAUACGGCAUUGGUUUUUUGCAAAGCCAGACAAUGACAUUGACAUAAGGCCAUUUUUCUCCCAUCGAAGUUCUGUGCACAUGACAUUGAAAUAUUCAUUGGACCUCAAAGGUUGCUGUCUUUUUGAGCAUUCACUCGUUUAACCGUUUUCUGUACUCAUUUCAGAGCAUUAGAUUUGUUUGUUAGCAUUCUAGCUAGCAAUAUUAUGGAAAAUGACUGUUAAUCAGACCAUAAUGCGGUUUGCGUUACCGUUCAUGCUAACCAUAACCAAUGGUCCCUUCAUACCUCAUCGUAUUAAUUAAAACAGAUUUUCAAGGAUAUGGUGACACAAUCCCUUUGUGAAUCGUUAUGAUAAAUUGGCAUGGCAUCGUGCAUGUUUGUUAUUAAUAACUACGUUAUCUCGCUUUAGUCACCUCUGCGUCAUCGGGGUUUUGGCACGAAUGUGACUUCAAACUAUUGUCAUAGUGGGAAAUGAAUUGCGUUGUAGUGUAGAGCCAUUGUGGUGGCUAAAUUAUGGUGGUUGUUGUAGUAGUUAUAGAAGUUCAUAGGAAAAGAGAAAGUAUGUAUCAUUGUGCAAAAUGUGCACCUGUAGUUUGGGGGCUGAACAGAACUGCAGUCAACUAUGCUGUGUGCAUACACAGACAGAAAUAUUUUAAUGUCUGGGGAAAUUGUGGUCAGUGACAACCAUUGGUGUAAUCACAAGAUUAUUAUAUAUGUAUCAUGCAGUGUUUCCCCUAUAUUCAUUUAACACAGCAUAAGCCAUGGCAAAAUGGGUAGAAUUGCAGGCAACUAGCUUUAAAAUAGUAUGAUUUUUCUCCCCCCCCUCUGCCCUUGGUAAAAUGUGUAAAAUUGCAGGAAAUUUGCGUUAAAACAUAAAAAUGUUAUCUCUGUGACCAAGAGGACGGCCUGAAACAUUUGGUCGGAGACCGUCCCAUACCAUUGUCCCCAACUUUGGCAAAACUGCUAAAAAAAAAUCAUAGGGCAAACACUGAUCAUGUAUGUGAUUCAUGAGGUCUAAAUCAUACUGACCUGUUUGACCUCUGUGGCUUUGACAGCGCUGAGACGUACCAAGAAUACACUGGUACUACUAAGCCUGAAUAAAUGCCAGGAGCGUCACUUCUGUUAUCUGAAGAGCAGUGCUUACAAAUAUCUGCCAAACCAUUCAGUAAAAAUCAACUCCAACAAUCCUUCCAAUUGCAUUUGGACUUACGGCUGUAUCAGACGGCUUGAUGUAUUUGGACACAGUGUAUGUUCCUCCAUCAGCGUCAUCAUCAAGACAACAUGUCUCCUCAUAAAAGGCUGAGUCAUUGCUCUCUGAACGUGGAUUAAUAAUGCACACUUUUGUCUUUGAAGGUGUGCAGACACCUUUUUACAGAGAACGUCAAAGUCCUCUGAGGACCUGGUUGAGAGUUGUCGGUGGGUUAGCCGCUAGGGGAUGCUAAUUUACCAACUUGUGGGAUCACUCUGAACGUGGGUCAACGUACAGCUUUACCAUGACUUGACUCCGUAUUGAGGAAUUGGACUAAUAAUGUACGUUCUUUGUACAUUUAUUCAGUUAUUCACCUCUUUUAUUUGAUGUGUUUGUUACUAUUUUGUAGACCAAUAUAAACUGGUCUCUCGAGACAUCUUAAAAGCACCAAUUUUGGUGGGACCUCUUUUUUUUAUUUUUAUGUAUAAUCGCUAUGUAACAUUAUUAUACUAUUGUUGUUUUUGGUGUUACUAUUGCUUGGGAAAGCGCUGUUGACAUUUGAACAAUCGUAAAGAUUGGAUACAAAAGCCUUGCUGUAAUGCAUUGUAGAGACAGAAUUUGGGGAAGGUUCAAAAGAAUGUAACACUUUGAAAUGGUUUGUUAUAUUGCCAUGCUUCAUGGGUUAGGCUACUUCUUAAAGGGCAAUUCCACCACUUUUCAACCUCAUUGAUCAUCACCAAACCAGUGUCUACAUAUGUGAAAACAGCACGUUUCUAUGACCUGUGUUUAAAAUGACAAGAAAGGUCCUAAAAAAAUUAUUCUCUGGGACAUCACAGAGUAGGAUUAAAAGUCAAAAAUAAACAUUGAUUUUCAAAACCUGCAAUGAGUUUAUAGCCCAUGGUCCCCGUGUCACCGCGAAUCGCAUAGUGUUUGAAAAUCACUGUUUUUAAAAAUGUAGCUUUUGAUGUCAUCGGGUAGAAUGUAACUUUUUUAAAUGUAUUAUUUUUUCAACAAAACGUAGAAAUGCAUCGUUUACACAUAUGUUGACAAUGGUAUCGUGCUGGAGAUAAUGAAAAUGAGGUUGAAAAGUGGUGGAGUUGUCCAUUUUAACAUGCUGUGGUUUCUAAGAACUGCUUUCGAUCAGAGGUAUUAACCAGAAGAAACUGCCAUUGCCCGCACUGGGAAAGUGAAUUACCUCUUAAGUUAACUACUGUGGUUCAAAGCCCUGUCUGUUGCUAAAAAUUUUUUCAUAUUUAAGUGUUUGAAAAAAGGUGAACAUUUUGCGCCAGUGCAAAUUAAUAUAAUAUUAAAACUUAAACAUGUAUGUUUAAAUAUGUCCUUAUAAAUGUACGUUUUCAUUUUGAAGUAUUCACUUCUUUAGAAAAAAAUUGGUGGGAAAAUGUAUCCUUUUUAAUGUGUCUGCAUGGGAAUUCUCUUCACUCCGUACCUUCACUGCUAUAUUUUGAAUACUGUCUGUUCUCAGUCGUUCUAUUGUUGAGCGCACUGAUUGAGGCUAAAGAAAUGUGACGAGCUUUCCAGCAGGAUGACUAUUUCAAAGUUUAAGAAGCAUAUCUACAGGCUUGUCUAUACAGUACAUCCAUCAACUUGCAGCUGUUAAUUAAACUCCUUCAAGAGUCAGCAUUUAUAUUAAAUGGUCUCUACAAAAAUCAGCUGUGCAAAGAUGAGUCAAUCAGCUGAUUGCCAAUGCAGAGCCGAGGAACCGCUUAUCCUUUGAGACAAAGGAGUUCAGUGCCAGAAUCUACACUUUGUAAAACUGCAACGCAAGUUAAUAUUAAAGAUCCAUUGAUACCGGGAAACUCACCUGUUUGUUUACAUAGCCAUUUUGUGUCUUUCAUACAAACCAAGAAAAUAGUUUGGGCUGUCGUAGCAUCGUCUGGUCUGUGUUUGAUUAGAGGAAAGACAUCCGCCGUUUCCAAUGGGCUUUUAUUUUUCCAACCCUUCUAGAAGGUUGUCCGCUUUUUUUGAAGUUGUGGAGAGAAGAUCCCGGUAGUCUUGUUUUAUGCUUCCUAAUUUAAAUGAAGUGUGUGUGUGUGAUGAUUGACUCGUAUUGGGUAAACGCAGAAACAUUUGAUAGUAGGAUAGCCAUACACCAAGACAACACGAGUAACUUCAUUAUUUUCCAAGAAUGUUACUUUCUUGUCCAGGAAAUAUCUUCAGUUAUUCAUUGAGUUUUUACUAAAUACUGCGGAAUGAAUUACUUAUUUUGGACUUAGUUGUCCUUGUUAGCAAUCCUAUCAGUGUUCCCCCUAUAUUCAUUACAAAGCGGUGGCCCACCUCUGCUUAAUUGUUGCCACCGCUGCAAGCAAGUAGCACAGGAUCACUUAACUUUUUAAGUGAAUAUGAAACGGAACAUUAACCCACAUUGUAACACCUCACACAGUGACAGGCAACGGGUAUUAUUGGGAGUUGAUUCCCAUGUGAGCGGCCGUGUCCCAAUGGGAGAGACCGCUUCCUUUCUUUUUCUCUUUCUCUUGUUCACGCUGAACACACUCAUUGGUUUGGGAACUGUAAUUGGGACAUGUAAUUGCUUUGGGACAUGUAAUUGCUUUUGAUUACUACUACCCAAGUUUUCUUGUAAGAAUUUGCUUAAUUAAAUUAAGGUACAUGUUUAACUUCAACAUGAUGAAGAAAAUGUUUGUUUUUAUAUUAUACUCCCUUAAGGAAUGUUUUAGAAUAUUUUUCCAAUGUGGAUGUAGCUGUUAUACCAUUUUUCUUUUGUUAAAGAAUUCACUGUGUGAAAAUUGGAUUGCAUUUUUGUAUAAUACAAUUGCUUUUGGGGGUGGGGGGGAGUACUAGGGGGAAAACUAACUGGAAGUUUGAAGUAAAUGUAACUUAUGUGCAACAGUGAUUCUUUACUGGCAGGGACUGUAAUUAAAUAAUAUUGUGAAACUGA
Messenger RNA from Salmo salar (Atlantic salmon), 11237 nucleotides. Lineage: Eukaryota; Metazoa; Chordata; Actinopteri; Salmoniformes; Salmonidae. The record is from RefSeq and is a predicted model, not a curated record.